Molecule: messenger RNA, 1011 nt
Organism: Penaeus monodon (black tiger shrimp)
Lineage: Eukaryota; Metazoa; Arthropoda; Malacostraca; Decapoda; Penaeidae
Product: basic proline-rich protein-like
Exons: 5
Coding region: 1-1011 (336 amino acids)
Source: RefSeq, a predicted model, not a curated record
AUGGGCACAGCAAAACCUACUUGUGAGUCCAAAACCUUCAAAUCACAAAGAAGGAAAAUGUCUUGCAAGUGCAAAUGCCUUUCACCAAGUUUUUACAAAAAUAGGAGAAACCCCCCGCCCUCACGACUAAACACAGCAUCAGGACUUGCCGCUUCCCUCUCCCGGGUCGGCAAGCGACACCCUGGCAGGCCCCGUCUCUCCCUCCCGCACGGCCCCGGCCAGGCGCACGGCCCGGACCAGGCGCAAGGGCCGGACUCCCCCAGAGCAGCUCAGGGAAGGACAAAUGAAAGCCAGCCUGAGGUCCUCCUGCUCUCGAGCGAGAAGGUCGCCUCAAGCCCAAAGGCCCAACCCCGGCCCGAGCCGUGCCUCUUGGCGUCCCCGGCACAUGACAGUCGGCCUCCCUCCCCUGCCCCUGGUCCCCUGCCCUGGCCCCCUGCCCCUCCCCCCAAACACACGUCCCAGGACCUGCCUGCCAAGCCCCCCCCCGGGCCCCGAGGGGGAAGCCCGCCCUCGCCUGGGCUCAGAGGUCGCCCUCGACGCCUGAGAGCGCUGCCCUGCUGCCUCUGGCCUGGCCCUGCCCUGCCUGCAACCCCGGCCCCGCCCUGCCCUGCCUGGCCUGCGUGCCCCCCCUGCCCGGCGCAGCCCCGCCCCCCGCUGCCCGGGGACGUGGGGCGAGCAGCCCCGCCGAGGGGUGCGCUUACCUGCGUGGCGGUGCGCCGGGGCGUGCGGGCGUGCGGGCGGCGGCCGCCCGUCACAUCCCGCGGAGGAUCGACUUCGAAUCAAAAUCCAAUCUGCGACGAACUCCUCGGGGACAGUUCGUGUCGGGGCGAGAGCAGGAGAAUGACAGGCCUGCUAACUGCUCGGAAAAAGAGUAAAGUUGUUUUUAAUCGCAAAGGGUUUCAGGGCCUGAAAGGCGCUAACAAGCUGAGAGAAGUUGUUGAGUCUGUGAAUGGUCUAGAGACUGCCAUGGUGAACCACGGGCACACUCUCUGCCUUAGUCUGUUCAAGUGA